ACAUUCAUUACUCGAAGUUUUUUAAUUGAUUGAAAGCAAAUCAAGAAACAAAAUGUCAGGAAUUAUCCACAAGGUUCAGGAGACUCUCCACAUGGGAGGGCAGAAGAAGGAGGAAGAGCGCAAGGGGGAGCACAAGGGGGAGUAUCAUGGAGAAGCUCACAAGGUGGAGCAGCACCACGGCGAACACAAGCCUGAACAUGGGGAGCACAAAGAGGGAAUUGUGGGGAAGAUCAAGGACAAGAUCCAUGGCCAAGGUGAUCAACAUGGACAUGGCGAAGAGAAUAAGAAAAAGAAGAAGGAGAAGAAGAAGAAGCACGAGGAUGGCCACAGCAGCAGCGACAGCGACAGCGAUUAAACAUCCCUAUCUAGGUGAAUGGGGUUAGCGAGAGGUUGUUUAUGUGUUUUGGUUUGGUUUGGUUAUGGUGUAAUAUCCAUGGUGAAUGCCAAUGGAGAUCCCAAGUAUUAUUUAAUAAAAUCCCUCUCUAUUGUGUACAAUACGUUCAAUGCCAUAUGCUACUUUUUUAGAAUAAA
Pistacia vera is the source of this 531-nucleotide messenger RNA. Its product is annotated as protein SRC1-like. NCBI's taxonomy places the organism in Eukaryota, Viridiplantae, Streptophyta, Magnoliopsida, Sapindales, Anacardiaceae. The transcript has 2 exons. Gene Ontology annotation, molecular function: metal ion binding. Bases 53 to 355 code for a protein of 100 amino acids. The record is from RefSeq and is a predicted model, not a curated record.